GUUUUGUAAACAGAAAGAAACUGAAAGUUUCUCAGAUGUGGUGUACGGUGUACUUUCAUUCUCUUAUUUUAAGAAAACUUUCUUUGGGUUUCAGCAUGAUUUAGCUCAAUUUCAGUUUCACAAUGAACCCUUCAAAAUUUCUAAUAUUUCGUGCUCUUACAGUUAAAUUUUUACCAUCGUUUUCACUGCGGAAGCAUCACAACCUCAUGUAGCAUUAUCUGAUGUGCAAUGAUUCCGUUUUUGUAUUUGGUUAGUCGCUCGCUUUCAUAAUUUUUCUCUGAGUCUCCAGCAAACCACUCAAAAUUUUUCAAGAUGUGUGUUGGCCCUUUCAGUAAGCUGGGACAUUGGGGUCCAAUUGCUGUGAUAUGUAUCAUUAAGCUAAUUACGUUCACAACUUUCUACUGCACCAGAAUGUGGUGGCCACCAACGAGUUCACUCAGUGGAUUCUUGAAUAUCUCUUGUUUCCUAACAUUCAGUGGUCUCGCUUUCUACAACUUUCUGAAUGCUGUCAUUGAAGGUCCAGGAUUUCUUCCUCUCAAAUGGAAACCUGAAUCUCCCAGGGAUGAACAGUUCUUACAGUAUUGUGAAGCAUGUGACGGCUUCAAAGCUCCCAGGUCCCACCAUUGUAGAAAAUGUGCUAGGUGUGUCUUAAAAAUGGAUCAUCACUGUCCAUGGAUCAAUAAUUGUGUUGGUUAUGCCAACCAUGCUCAUUUUACUUUAUUCUUGUUCUUUGCUGUCUGCGGUUGUUUCCACUCUACAGUUCUUCUUGUUAUCUCCAUCUACAAGGGUCUGAAUCGGCGGUGGUAUUUGUUGUAUAGACCAUCAGAGCCUGUGAUGGAACUCACAAUGAUGAAUUUGCUGUUAGGAGUAUUUUCCUUAGGACUUUCAAUUGGUGUCGUGCUGGCAGUAGGAAUGUUACUUCAAUUUCAGCUUCGAACAAUUUUGACUAAUCGCACUGGGAUUGAAGAAUGGAUUUGUGACAAAGCAAAACAUAGGCGACGCGAUAAGAAAGACCCUCCUUUCGUCUACCCAUAUGAUUUGGGCAUGAAGAAAAAUUUCCUUCAAGUCAUUAACUGGAAGUGCGAACCUGUUGGGGAUGGAAUUCAUUGGCCUGUUUUGGAAGAAUGUGAUCAGUACACAUUAACAGUCGAGCAACAAAGACAAAAGAUAAUCAAAAGGUUACACACUAGACCAUACACUGUUCUCAAAAAAUUCGAUGGAAGUUGGUUCCCGUGCCGUCAUGGUGUCUGCACUCUCUGUAGGCCUCCGUUCUCUGAUGAGGCAAGAAUACCUUUAGAAGUGGGUCAAACAGUAUCAGUUACCCGGUGGAAAAAAUACUGGUUAUUUGGUGAAGUAUCGACGCAAGGAAACAAAAGACUAAAAGGGUGGUUCCCUAGCAAUUGUGUUGUUCCUGUCACUUUUAUUGAAGAAGAUGACACAAAGCCAGAUGGUGAAGAUGUUAAAAAAACAAACUGACAGUAAUUUUUGCGCAAAAUGUCAUCGUUUCAGUUUAUCGCCAUUAGCUGUUUAACUAUUCUUGUUUGCCCAUGUCUGAAUCAAAUUAUGAACAAUUUGACUUGGAGGACUUUGAUUGAAGGUGUCAAAAAUAGUUCAUGGAUGAAGUUUUUCCUUUUUGGAUAAAUUCAACGAAAGCAGA
Molecule: messenger RNA, 1657 nt
Organism: Bemisia tabaci
Lineage: Eukaryota; Metazoa; Arthropoda; Insecta; Hemiptera; Aleyrodidae
Product: palmitoyltransferase ZDHHC6
Molecular function (GO): protein binding; palmitoyltransferase activity
Source: RefSeq, a predicted model, not a curated record